Paramecium tetraurelia is the source of this 1512-nucleotide messenger RNA. RefSeq lists its product as uncharacterized. The transcript is spliced from 6 exons. Lineage: Eukaryota; Ciliophora; Oligohymenophorea; Peniculida; Parameciidae. The record is from RefSeq and is a predicted model, not a curated record.
AUGUUGUAAACCAAUUCCAAUAAGCUAAAUAACUUAGAGAAACUUAUCAAACUUCUCUCAAAAUCCAAUAGAGAUUUUAAUGAGAAUGAAAUCAUUCUCUAAUUAUUAUUAUCAUAUCAAUAUUUUAAAUAUUUUUAUGAUAUCCUUAUUCAACAUUUACCAUUGGAUCGCAUCAUAUUAAUGAUGGAUUCAUUAAAAUUAGAAACUUUUAAAGAAAACUCUCUAAUAUUUCAAGAGAAGGAACCUUCGAACUCCAAGAUUUAUUUAAUCUUGUCUGGUUCAGUCUAUUUGCUAAGAAAUAAACCCUUGCAAUAGUUUCAAUUUAAUUCCACAAAUUCCAACUAUUAUAAUAAAUAUGGUUUUAUCGUUAGGGAAUUGAAAGCCGGAGAUGGUUUUGGCGAUAAAAGUUUCUUGACUAAUUAGCCAAGGUCGUUAUCGGCGAUAUCAAAUGAAAAAUCACAAUUAUUGAUUUUGGAUAAUUCGUUUUUAAAGGGAUUCGAGUCGGCAAUUAAUUAGUCAUAACACAAAGCGAAAACCUUAAUCUUUAACUUUUUUCCAUCUAUUAAGUUAAAUUAUUCUAAUGCCAGACUUGAGUCUAUCUUUUAUAGUUUUUAAAGCAUUUAUUUAGCACGUGAUGAGAUACUGUUUGAGGAAGGUAGUAAAGGAAAUGAAAUUUAUAUUUUGUAACAAGGAAACUGUAUGAUUCUAAAGAAGUUCCAGAAUGAAAAUAUUUCAAUUGCAAUUCAAGAUAAUAAUUGUUUAUUUGGAGAAGAGAUAUUUUUUAGUGAAAAAUAUGAUUACACUAUUAAAGUUUAAUCCCUUUAAUCGUGUUUUCUAAAAAUAAAGAUUUAAGAUUUUGUAACUUUUCUCCCAGAGGAAUGCAAAAAAGUGUUGAAAUCACAUUAUGACACCCAUAAAAAUGAUAGAUUUCGUUUAUAUCAGUUGGCUGUUGAAAGAUAUCAAAAAUAAUUAGAGGCUCAAAGAUUAAAAUUAGAAUCCAAGCAGUCUCAAAAAUUACAAAAAUAAUUAAAGAUGUAAAAUUAUUCAUAGAGUGAAACAGAGUUGUAGAUGAGAUUUGAUAAGGACAUCUCAAAUUUUAGAAAUUUUAUAUCUGUCAGAACUAGUUCUCUCUAUUUCAAUUCAACCAGAGGGUUCUAGGCUUAAAAAUUUAACAAUUAUUCUCCCUCCUUUAUAAUAGAUUAGUAAUAUAAGUUACUAAAGGAACCAUUAAAUCCAAUCAAUAGUCCUUUAGAUUUUGGCAAGGGAGAGGCUGAAGAAAUGAGAAAAAGAACUUAAGUGCAAUUGUGUGUAAUGAGUAUGGAAAAAAUCAAUUAUUUGAAUUAAUUCAAGUCACCCAAGGUGCAUUAAUUGAAAAAUAAAUUUUUAAAGACUUUUAAAUAACAAUAAAGGAAAUCAGUUUCAUAGAUGUCAAUUAGCACAGCAUUGACUCCAAAGAAAAGAUUGAGUUAUUUUUCACCAGAGGCGUCAAUGAUGAGUUUGGCUAAUUUUUGA